AGUUAAUCCCAACUCAAUUGGGAUCUUUAGAAAUUCAUUUAGGAUACCGCCUUUAGGAGAAGGAACAUUAAGACAGAAGGGCGAAGACGGAAAGGUGAUUCUAUUUCUCAGUGGGAACAGCAGAUGUGCACACCCUUCUCAACGUCAGUCUUUCCUCCUGCAUUUGGUGGACUGGUAGGCUACCACUUUGGACUUUAAGACAAGUAGUCCCCAGGCACCACACCGCGAUGGAAGGAAGCAGCAGACCAUUACCUCAGUCUGGUUUGCCAGGGCAUCCCCCGUCCUCGAUUUCGGUCGGUGGACUGCAGGUGUCCGCUUCUCUUCUGCGACCCCCACCUCUGUUUCUCCGUGCUGCUGCCGCGGCAGCCUGCAACCCCUCUCUGGACAGGGGCUAUCCCCGGACCCCAAAGUGUGCCCGAUGCAGAAACCACGGAGUCGUAUCUGCCUUGAAGGGACACAAGCGCUUUUGUCGCUGGAGGGAUUGCGUGUGUGCCAAGUGCACCCUCAUUGCUGAAAGGCAGAGGGUCAUGGCUGCACAGGUAGCUCUGCGGAGGCAGCAGGCACAAGAGGAGAGCGAGGCCCGAGAGCUGCAGUUUAUGUACACUGGGGCUGGAACAAGCGAGCCGGGUCUCGGCGUGAUGGCAUCCGUGGGGGCCCCGGGUGGGACAGGACAACUAAGCACCCCAUCUGCAAGAACUCCCGGUUAUGAGCCGUUUGGUAUUGAGGAUCAUAAAGACGAAGACAAGAUAUCCACAUAUAAUGUAUACAACGGAUUUCUGGCACGUCCUUUGUUUGCACCCCAUUCUGCGCAGUUGGUUUCCUCUACUUUGAGAAAGAACUCUGCUUGCCCAAACCUUCGAGAAAACUCUCAUUCCUCUUUGGAAAAAUCAGAAAAAGACAAGGGCGUUCAAUCACCUGGCUCCGAUCAACUUUCUGAACACGCUGAAAGCCCAAGAUCGCUGUCCUCGUCAGACCUGGAAUCGGGCAGCGAGUCCGAGAGACAUAAGGACUUCUCUUCGCCCGAGCCGAGUGCUCCCGCAUCCUCAUCUAGACACAGGGACCCCACCGAUAUCAUGAUGAAAAUCUUCCCUCACCACAAGCGGGACACCCUGGAAGCUGUGGUGAAGACCUGCAAAGGCGACAUAGUUAAGGCAAUCGAGCUAGUUUUAAAUUCAAAAGAGGAUAAACCCCUCUCAGGGGAUAGCGAUAUCCCAACUCCCGAGUCUUCAACUUUCCAUAGACCCUCCGGUUUUGGAAUUACUGGAGGGGGAUUCGGACAACUGAGCUCCAAGUCCGCGUUCUCUCCUUUGCAAACAACUCCAUCCAGCGCAGGUGACAGUAUAUAUGGUUUGAACCCCCGACUCGGAAUCAGUCCGUUGAGGCUAGCAUAUUCUUCUUCUGGGGGAGCAAUAACUAGUUUUAUGUCUCCUUAUGUGACACCCGGAUUGAUGCCUGCAUUUCCACUUCGGCCACCUAUGGACUAUUCGUUUCCAGGAAUGAUAAGAGAUUUUUCCUACCUCCAGAACAAGGAGCCUUUGUGUAAUAGUGGACUGUAUUCUAGGCUAAGUCAUGAAAAGCCAUAAAGUGCCAACAUUAAAACUGUCUCCUCAGAACGUAGCAGACCUAACCCUUUGAUUCAUGUUAUUCUUUUUAUUUAGCGUUUUGCAUUGUCCAUUUUAAAUGGUUCACAACCUUGAAGUUUUACGACACCUAAAAACUCCUUUAAGAAUACACUUUUCCGUAACAACGUCCUACGUUAAAGAUGUACUCUAUAAGCAAAGCAUUUCAGUUAAACCGUAAUCUAUUUCGCACGAAUAUAAGCAUAGUAAUUUUACUCAACAGUAACUUUGUUGAAGUCAGCGCAAACCAUCGGAAAAAACAUGGAGUCUCUGUUAUUUAAAUCUGCACUGGUUCAGGGUGUAUUUUAAAAUUAUGUGUUUUCCUACGUUAUAUUGUUAAAUCUAU
Lepisosteus oculatus (spotted gar) is the source of this 1965-nucleotide messenger RNA. Its product is annotated as doublesex- and mab-3-related transcription factor A1. Gene Ontology annotation, biological process: sex differentiation; regulation of transcription by RNA polymerase II. Gene Ontology annotation, molecular function: DNA-binding transcription factor activity, RNA polymerase II-specific; protein binding; RNA polymerase II cis-regulatory region sequence-specific DNA binding. Lineage: Eukaryota; Metazoa; Chordata; Actinopteri; Semionotiformes; Lepisosteidae. The record is from RefSeq and is a predicted model, not a curated record. Gene Ontology annotation, cellular component: nucleus.